Lodderomyces margitis is the source of this 531-nucleotide messenger RNA. It is a transcript of the gene MRPL27, whose product is annotated as mitochondrial 54S ribosomal protein mL41. The transcript is spliced from 2 exons. The coding region runs from base 1 to 531 and encodes 176 amino acids. NCBI's taxonomy places the organism in Eukaryota, Fungi, Ascomycota, Pichiomycetes, Serinales, Debaryomycetaceae. The record is from RefSeq and is a predicted model, not a curated record. Gene Ontology annotation, molecular function: structural constituent of ribosome. Gene Ontology annotation, biological process: translation. Gene Ontology annotation, cellular component: mitochondrial large ribosomal subunit.
AUGCUACAGCUUUAUUCCUCUCAAUGCAGUAGGAUAGCAACACAAGUACUCAGUUUCCAAGCAUCAGUCCAAGCGACUUUAAGAAGGCCAUGGAAAACGUUUAGGGACGGCACCUUAUACUACGGGCAAUUGAAAUCUGGAUCAAAGAGACACCCGUUAACUACGAAACAAGGAAACAAACAUUACUAUAAAGGUACAGGUUCAACUGGUAUAGGUCAUUUAGAUAGCCGUGGUAGGUAUCACAUAGAUUGGAACAAAGUCAGGACUUAUGUAGUUCCAAGUGGACUAAAUACGACGAAGUUGAAGGCAUUGGUCUCACCCAACUCGCCUCAAUUUAUUCAAAAAGUAGAGGGAUACGAUGAUAGCUUCAAAAGUCCCGAGCUAGCUUUGCACAAUGCUAUCAACUUCAUAGAAAAUGGUUCCAAUUAUAAUCAACUUGAUUUAGAAAAGGAAGGGUAUAUAGAGAGAAUUGUGCGCCCCAAAUCAAAGACAGAUGGGGAGAGCACGGAAGAGAAUGGCGAAAAACAAUAG